AAAAAAAAACAAAAAACAGGGUGAGAUCCAGAACAACCCUGGAAAGUUGAGAAGAGCGUGAUGAGGACCAGUGCUAGGUAGGAGUUGAGUCAGCAGGAAUCAGUGCACGACACUGCGGAAGGAAUGUGGAUAAAUGCUGGGAAGCCUGAAAAAUCCCUCCAUGGAAAUUUCUCAGAGGGACAGCGGAGCGGGGUUGCUGAGGAAAGGGUGCGACCAUGUGGACGCAGCUAGGUUUCCUGGACAUCUGUAUCUUUUUCAGACAUCGGAGCAGAAAACGUGACACUUGUGUCUGAGGCUCGUUGCUAGUGGCGUCUCUGGUGUGACAUUCUCUCUCUCUCUCUCUGCAGUUGGAGGCUGGCAGCGAUGAAGAGCGAAAGGUAAACCUCAGAUAUUUCCGGGGCACCUACUCUGUGCCAGCCACUCUUGUAGAAGCUGGGAAUCUAGCAGUGCACACGACAGACCUCUGCCCUCACGGCCGACAUUCCGUCGGGGAAGACAAGGCAGUAAGGAAGAUAAACAAGAACGUUAAUAGCAUGUGAGUAAGUGCGAGGAAGAAAAAGGGAAGCAGGGACGGAGGAUGUGGAAGGGAGCCUCCAAACACGCUCGGCCCUGUGAGUCGCCGAGCGUGCGUUACUUCAUUUAACUUACGCAGACCUCCUGUGAGGAGGGCGCCAUUCUGAUUCCCAUCCUGUGGAUUCGAAGAGUGAGCCGCUGGCCUGACCUUCUGUAGCAUAAAGUGAUGGAGGCAAGACCCUCAGGCUCCCAGUCUCUCUGCCUUCGAAACCUGUCCUCACCCCCCAGACCCAAGAGCCACCUCUACCAGCCCUCUUGCCGAUGGUUUGGGGCUCUCGCCAGGAGGCACAGAGGAAGGAGUCCCCCCGGAAGAACCGCCGCCGUGCAGCCAUUCUUCCUGCUUGGAGCCUAGGGGACCCGCCGUGAGCUGUGUGCUUUAGCAGGUCGCCGGACCCCCCUGCACCGGCGAGCCCCACCGAGAGCAAGAUCUGUGAUGUGUCCCCCUUCCCGGGCAGGCACCGGGCGGAGCUCCUGCUUACUGCAGGUGCAGGAACUGGGUUUGGAACCUUGCUCACAGGUUGCGUCGUUGUCACAAGCCUCUGGGGGUGCUGCCAGCCCCAACUUUGGAAACUGCAGUUGGAAAAGGCCAGUGGGAGGCCAGGGCCAGGGUUUGAGUGCAGGUCACUGUGACUCAGAAGUCCAUGUCCCCUCCUUUCUGCUCCGUCCAGGCCUUCACAGGAGACAUGGAGUUUUGUGUUCAGCUCAUCCUUUCCUGUCCCCCUGGCUUUAUAGGCAGUAGCUUGUCACUGACCCCCAGUUUUCCACAUUGGGGUACACAGACUUUUAAAAUUCUGGGGCUGUUGUGCUGUCCUGCUGUUCCGUUCAGUUUAACUCAGGUGUUACUCCUGGUGUGUUGGGACAUUUGAUUUUCAAAUCAGAAUUUGCCUUCAGGGCAGGUUAAAUUCUUGGUGGUUGUUAGAAAAACUCCUUCUGGAGUGGGGACAGAUGAGGACAGAGGAAAAGAGUUAAUUUGAUUCUGUUGGAACUUAAUUAAACUUCUUAUUAAGGUUAACUUGAAAUGAAUUUUGCUCAGAGUCUAGUAGGUUUCAUUAAGCUUUCGAAAUACCAGUACUUAGACUUCAAAAGAAUGCCACAGGGCCCUGGUCUUCUUCCCAGGCACCGAGUGCGCCAGGGGAGCCCGUGCGUACACCAGCAAUGCUCGAGCCAGCUCUUCCUUCGUGGUUGACGUUGGUCCUGCCAGUCACCCUAUGCUUAAGUGAGAGCUUUUUCAUGGUGAAAGGAGCGGCCCUCUUCUUACAGCAGGGAAACAGCCCUCAAAGCCAGCGAAGUCUUCAGCAUCCCCACAAGCAUGCAGGUGACUUGCCCCAGCAUCUUCAAGUGAUGAUCAACCUUUUGCGUUGUGAGGAUCGGAUCAGGCUGGCUGUGCGCUUGGAGAGCGCCUGGGCAGAGCGGGUCCGGUACAUGGUGGUGGUGGACAGCAGUGGGCGCCAGGACACGGAGGAGAGUAUCUUGCUGGGAGUCGACUUUUCCAGUAAGGAAAGAUUCUCUUUCAGAGCCCCCCCACCAUCUGCGUCUGCGUCCUCAGGAGACCGGAGCGGCUACCCCGGCUUCCAUCUUGCAUUCCUCUUUGUCUGGGAGGCGAGAGCACUUAAAAGCUGCACCAUCGGGAUGGUUCUCCGGCUGUGGAGCGACACGAAAAUCCACCUUGAUGGAGAUGGGGGGUUCAGCGUCAGCACAGCGGGACGGAUGCACGUCUUUAAGCCCGUAUCGGUCCAGGCCAUGUGGUCUGCCCUGCAGGUCCUUCACAAGGCCUGCGAAGUGGCACGAAGACACAACUACUUCCCCGGUGGCGUGGCACUCGUCUGGGCCACCUACUAUGACAGCUGCAUCAGCUCGGAUCAGAGCUGCAUCAACGAGUGGAACGCCAUGCAGGACCUGGAGUCCACGCGACCCGACUCCCCGGCCCUGUUUGUGGACAAGCCAACUGAAGGGGAAAGGACUGAGCGCCUCAUCAAAGCCAAGCUCCGGAGCAUCAUGAUGAGCCAGGAUCUAGAAAAUGUGACCUCAAAAGAAAUCCGUAAUGAAUUAGAGACUCAGAUGAACUGUAACUUGAAAGAAUUCAAGGAAUUCAUAGACAACGAGAUGCUCCUUAUCUUGGGACAGAUGGACAAGCCCUCCCUUAUCUUCGACCACCUUUAUCUCGGCUCUGAAUGGAAUGCAUCCAAUCUGGAGGAACUGCAGGGCUCAGGUGUUGACUACAUUUUAAAUGUCACCAGAGAAAUAGAUAAUUUUUUCCCUGGCUUAUUUGCAUAUCAUAACAUCCGGGUCUAUGAUGAAGAGACAACAGACCUUCUUGCCCACUGGAAUGAAGCGUACCAUUUCAUAAACAAAGCCAAGAGGAACCAUUCCAAGUGCCUGGUACAUUGCAAAAUGGGUGUCAGUCGGUCUGCUUCUACGGUCAUAGCCUAUGCGAUGAAGGAAUUUGGCUGGCCUCUGGAAAAAGCGUACAACUAUGUGAAGCAGAAACGCAGCAUUACACGGCCCAACGCGGGCUUCAUGAGGCAGCUGUCUGAGUAUGAAGGCAUCUUGGACGCGAGCAAACAACGGCACAACAAGCUGUGGCGUCAGCAGAGCAAGACCUGCCUCCAGCAGCCUGUGGAUGACCCUGCAGGGUCUGGGGACUUCUUGCCGGAAACCCUGGAUGGCACGCCAGAGGCCCGGCUGCCCUGCUUGGACGAUGCUGCCCAGCCCGGGUUCCCAGACAGCGGGGCCCCAGGGGGACCCACUCUCCCCUGCUGCUUCCGCCGGCUCUCAGACCCCCUCCUGCAUUCCCCCAAUGACGAAACCGGCAGUGUAGUCCACCUGGAGGAUCUGGAGAGGGAUGCUGUGUUGGAGGAAGUGGCUGAGCUGACCGAGGCACACAUGCCAGCCAGACAUCCCCAGGAAGCUUCCGGCCUCUGCGAGAAGGAAGUGAAGAAGAAACUGGAGUUCGGGAGCCCCAAGGUCCAGAGCGGCUCCUCGCCACAGGUGGAGGAGAUGGAAGGGGAGGAGGCUCUGGGAGCAGGGCGGUGGGGGCGGCCUCUUCCCCGGCUUGAUAAAGGCGGGCUCAACCGGGAGAACCUUAACAACAACAACAGCAAGAGGAGCUGUCCGGAUGACUUCGAGCACGAUGCUAUAUUUGGGAUCCUUAACAAGGUGAAGCCUUCCUACAAAUCCUGUGCUGACUGUGUGUACCCUCUAGCCGGCGGGGCUCCUGAGGCCUUCAGGGAGCGGGGCGAGAACCCUGGAGCUCCCGCCAUCUGUACCCAGCCAACCUUCCUGCCCCACCUCACAUCUUGCCCUGUGGCCCACACGUCCAGCAGGUCCCGAGCUUUAGAGAAACUGGCCUCUGGCCCAAGCGAAAGUCCCCCGUUCCUACCACCAGCAGGCUCGAGAAGGUCAGACGUCGGUGGCUCCGGGGCUGCAGCUGCCCCAGAACUACCAGCUAGCCUUUUGGAACCUUCCAGAGAAACCCAAAAAGUCCUGCCAAAGUCCCUCCUUUUGAAGAAUUCUCACUGUGAUAAGAACCCUCUGAGCAUGGAAGUAGCGAAGGAGGAAUUGCCACCCAAGAAAGAUCUGAAACCGGCCAAGGACCUGCGGCUUCUGUUCAGCAAAGAAGCCGAGAAGCCGGCAACCAGCAGCUACCUGAUGCAGCACCAGGAAUCCAUCAUUCAGCUGCAGAAGGCGGGCUUGGUCCGAAAGCACACCAAAGAACUGGAGAGGCUGAAGGGCACGCCCACAGACCCGGCGUCUCCCUGUAGGGAUGGCACCACCAGCAGGCUGGAGGCCAGCAUCCCCGAAGAGAACCCUGAUCUGGCCCCCAUCCCUCUGCCAUGGCCCCCGGCUCUGCCCAGCCUCGCUGGGAGCGAUGAGAAGUCAGAGGCCAUCCCCCCUCCAUUCGAAGGCACCCCACUCAAGAGCCCCACUCCCUUCCUCGGCCGCAUGGAUCACACUAGUCAUUUCUCAAAAGACUUCCUCAAGACCAUCUGCUACACCCCCACCUCCUCCUCCAUGAGCUCCAACCUGACGCGGAGCUCCAGCAGUGACAGCAUCCACAGCGUCCGGGGCAAGCCCGGGCUGGUGAAGCAGCGGACGCAGGAGAUUGAGACCCGGCUCCGGCUGGCAGGCCUCACUGUCUCGUCCCCGCUGAAACGCUCACACUCUCUGGCCAAGCUUGGAAGUCUCAACUUCUCAACUGAGGACCUGUCUGGCGAGGCGGACACAUCUACCCUCACCGACUCCCAGGAUGCCAAGUCGAGUGAGUCUGCCUUCUUGCGUGAGCCCCAGGCAACCCCAAGGAACCCAGCUGCCACCUCUCAACCGUCAGGGAAAUCUGCUUCAGAACACUUGAGAAGCCCCUCGUGGAUGAGCAAAAGCUGACCCGCCUCUUGCUGUAUUUGGACGUGUGUUUUCACGUGGUCCCUCCCUUCGUUUCACUGUGGGUCUUGGCCGUGAUGUCUCCUAAACGAUUGACAUUCGAACACUCCCCACUCUUGCCGCAGAGAGGAGGAGAGGGAACAAGAAUAACCCAGCACAAGAAGAAAGGGGGUGAUGCCAGUCGGGUGGCCCGGGAGAGCCAGAAGCCGUCGGCCAGGAGAUACAAAACUCCAAUCCCCAAGUCCCGUGUUUUCAGGAAGAAUCCUGUUUUUGAAAGAGCAUACACAGAGAUGCACACACAUCCUGAAUACUCCAUUUGCACCGUGCGUAAGAGUGGUCGCAGUGAUGGCUCCGUCACCACGGUGCACGUUCCUAGCUCAUUCAGGCCCUCGCGGGGAAGCCCUUGGAUGGCAAUAUAAGUCCUACCUCUGUUCUUGCUGUGCUUUUUAUUUUUAAAAUACAGUAGUGACCAAGGCUCCUUCCAGGGAAUAAUGCUGUGUCAGAAAAGGUUUUUCCAAAAGAGAAUUUUUUUUAAUUUUUUUAUUUUUUGGUGGGGACCCCAAAAAGUGUUAAGACUUUUAAGUCGACUGCACCCAACACCGCUAGGUGAAGUUAGACAAGGCUGUCGAAUGCUGUUGUUGUACCAGCUGUGUGGUGUGUGGAGAUCAUCUGUGCAGUUGAAUUCCUUGUCCUGGUGUGUUGUCACGGUGGAGUGAUAUGUGUCUGGCCAGCACUGGGGUGAGGAGGGGGUGGGCACAUGUGAUGUCCUCAGUCAUGCCUAAUGGUGACGUGUAAGUUGCUCCCAGUCUGGGGAGAAGGACCCACGAAGCUUCACUGCGUCUCAUCUGCUGCUGAACCCGAUGGGGUGGGGUUGAAGCUUUGAGAGUGCUCAAAUGUCUCGUGGGGGUGGUGGUUCCGAGAUGUGGCUUGUCCUGCCAGGAGCCCAGGCCCUUGGGCUCAUUAGGUCACAGGAGCAUGUUUGGGGGGGACACGGAGCUUUAAUCCGUCGUGAGCAGCUCUGCCAGUCCCUCUCCAGGGACAGCCCUGCAGCAGCUUCUCAGAGAAACGAGACCAUUGAAAAGCUUCGCGAUGUUUACGGUCGCCCCUUCCUUCGAUGAGGGUACUGCCCCCUGUCUCUCUCUGGCUCUUCCUAGCGGUGAGGACAGAGUAGAGGAGGGGUCUGUAGUCCUGGCCUGGGCUCGGGGGGGCCCCUUUCAGAAUCAGGUGAGCUGUGCCUGUCACGCUGCCACGGGCUCGAGGCAUGGGUGGAGGGAGUCCGCGGGUGCUGGUCAGCAAGAUGGGCUGUUAAAAGUAUUUCGAAGAGAAAGAGAAAAGAGGCUUGGUAGUGAGGUAGACGGUUUCUUCUAAGGAGUCCACAAACUCUGGUAUACAGACCCAUGAGCUGAGAAUGGCUUUUAUAUUUUUAAGGGGUUAUUAAAAACAACAACUUAAUGUGCAACCGGGACCACGUAGCCUGCAAAGCCUAAGAUAACAAUCGAGCCCUUUAUAGAAAAGGUUUGCUGACCCUUGGUUUUAUUUGACAACGCACGGCUGCCCAGGGCCCUCCAAGAAGAAACUGGCAAAGUCAGAGGCCUCCCCUGCCUCUUGGACACCUCAGGCCCAGCCCUUGCCUCCUCCCGACCCAGACCUUGCCCGCCCAGCCCCACGUGGCUCUCCUGCAGGGUGGGGGUAGCUGUGUAGGUGUGGGGUGCUGCUGGCCGAAGCUUUCUCCAAGUACAGCUUGCACUCAGCUGUCAGCCAGACUUACUCAGUGAGACUAGAAGCCUUCCGGUGCCAGCCAAGCUCGGAAAGUGGCUGAAGGAGCUGCCGUCUUGUAUCUUAACAGUGGUCAGACCUGGGUCCCCAGGAGCAGCCAGAGAGCACCCGAGGCAGGGUCUUCAGGAGCAAGGGCGGACAAGGGUGGUCCACAUUUCAACUAGUGGGUAGAGUUUGUGCAGAAACAGUCUCUCCAGGAACUUUUCCUCCCCAGUGCUAUUUUUUUUUUAACAUAAUGUUAUUUUAUAGGAAUUUGUUUUCCCACCCCUGUCCGUUGAAAUCAUCUUGAUAAGUGAUUAUCUGCUUCUUCCUUAGGAAACUCUGUUGGGCUCCCCCCUGCCCCCAGCCAAAAAAACAUCAUUCCCAAAAAACGUACCGAGUUCAGUAUGUUUUGCCAAAUUAAAUUUCACGUGGUGGCUCCAUUUUUGUGUCAAAUGGUCCUUUAGAUUUGAUGCUGACAGGCUUAUGUUGCUCUUUUAACCGCGUCUGGUGUGUGAGACCAGUAUGUUUUUGCAAACUUUAACUUUGAAAUCGUAGGAGGAGGAUUACAAAUUUGAGUGAGUCCUCGGCUUUUGGUGACCCUUUCGUUUGCACAAGCACGGCUUGUCUAUCAGCAUCUACACAGCCCAGGGCCUAGGUCCCCAUCAUCAAAGCGAAAUGGGAGCGUUCUCGAUUGGGUGGAUAACACUCUGGCCUGGAGGAAAGGAUACAAACUUUUCUCCAAGACCUACGUCAGCAAGAGCAUUCUGCCAGGCUUGGGGGCACCCUGGCAAAGACAGACGCACACUGGCCUCUGAAAAGAAAGUCUGUGCCAUAAGAUAAUGCCGCAUCUUGACCAGUGCUCCAUCUGGAAUCUUCGCUGAUGGCGAACAUGCCGAAUGGGGGGGGGGCACGAGUGAGAGGCCGGGGUUUCUGCUGUGAAAGUCAUUGAUCCUGGUGACCACCAUCUGCAGGGAAUGCCCUUGUUGAAAUAGAGAACGGGAGUUUUCUAGAUCAGCUGGAUAAUCUCCCUGAGUCUUGGACUGCGUGCAUGACCACCUCCCCUCUCUCUCUUUCUCUCUCUCUCACUGUAAUUCAUGUGGCAUGCUGCAAGCUAGACUGAACUUCCCUAGAUCUUCAUUUUGCAUUGAUCCGGGGUGGCGUGGGGGGUCUUCUUCUCAAGCUUUGUUAAGUAUGAGGGGGAAACUGUUUGCAGAGAGAGGAGAGACCACGCUGCCCUCUUACCAUGAUUCGAUAAUGCUGAUUUUACUUUCUUUGCCUUGGGGCUACGUUAGGGUGUUGGAGCAAUGGUCACUGCUGAAGAACUUCAGCACAGGGCUUCUUACUCUUGGCAUUCCCUGUUUCUUUGAUCUCUUCUUGGGGACCCUUGCCAACCUCUGGGUGCUGAACAGCACGCUCCUGGGUAGUGACACCCUGUCCGUCGUGCAGUGAGAUCACUCACCAGCUGCUCACACGUGGCCGCACUGUCCAACCUUCCUUUCUGUUCUACCCCACCCCUCUAGCCAAAAACCAUUCCAGCCCAUUCUAAAACCUUUUCCUUCUUGGCUAAGCCCAGAGGAUGCCACAGGGUAGAGCCAAAGGUGCAAUAGAAUUAGCAGCUUCAGGGCAGCCCUCUGCUUCGGCACUCUUGUCUCUCCAUGCUGGCCAGCUCCCAGAAGGUUCAUGACUCCCCCUGCUCCCCUGGGACUGUUUCUCCCCAGUGAGAAGAAAUGCAUCAUUUAGGAGAGGUCAUAUAAGUGACCUUUACCCAAGGUAUCUGAAGAAAGAUGUUCUCUCUGGUGACCAGAAAUGCUUUGUUCCAGAAUACAUUCCACACAACCCUCGUCUGGCUGGCCACCUAGCAGAGCUUCCCCCAGACCCAGGGAGGGCAACCAUAUGACCUCUGGCAGGAGGGCCGGGCAGGCUAAGGAUCGGUGACACUUAGCACAGUGAGGGUUCGACCACUCCGCUCCCAUCCCACAGGUUCUUGCCAAUGCUGCAUGCCAAACAGGGGUAGUUGAUGGACACCCCCCCCAUGCUCAGCUACUUGGUCUUUUUAUUGUGUACCCUGCAGCUGAAUACCUGUGUGUGUGAGUGCACUCUGCACACAGACAUACGUAUGCACGUACAUGUACGCCACUUGAAUCCGGUCAUCUGGCGUGCCACUGCUCUCCCAUCCGCACACAUGCGAGUACGAAGUGGAUCACCCUGACCCAUGAGUGGGGCCGUGUGCAGCGCCACUCGGGGUAGACCCUGGACGUUGACACCGCCCCCCUUUUGUCUAGCGGUAGGUGCCCCGGCCCCGGCUUCAGUCAGUCUCUUCAACAGGAGUCUUUCCAGCCAGCCCUCCAGCCCCUCUGCUGUCCUUUGUGUUGGCCGUGCCACACAAGAAGGUGGCUGCUUCCUCCCCCUUUUCCGACACUGUAAUUAUUGUUUUACAAUUGAGUGCCUUAAUAAUAGUUUACAAAUACUGUGUAUUUAUGGGAAACUGGUAAGCUCUCACCUUCUGUGAUCGGACCUUUGCCUUGUCAGUGGUGGUUGGCGUGAGGGCUGGAGCCUGCCCUUCCCCAUACUUGUACUCAUCUGUGCAGUUGUAUGCAGGGGCGGGGGGUGCCCCCCGCAACUGUCCGAGGAGCGCUGGUGGUCCCGCAGGUGAGGCAGGCACUGGCUCACAGUGUGUCCCACAGGAGGAAGGAAAGCACAGAAUCUGGUUUGCUAGCCAGCUGGGGGUGGCACCUCUCCCCUUCCCCCCAUCACACAAUUGUACUCUUAUUUAAUAGAGAUGUGUUACCACCUAGGCCUCCCCGUUUUCUCCUCUUGGUGUCCUGCGCUCGCUGCAACCAAAUGUGGGGACAGACACCAGCCCCCUGCAAAAUCAGGAGCUCUCUAACAUAAGUUCUUUGGUUUUCAGAAGCUGCCGUUGGGUUCCAGCGUGUUGCAUUAAGAUAUCAAUGAUUUUUUUUAUUCUAUUGUUUUCUUUGUGUUUUUUUAUAUUAUAUAUUUAAAAGGCAGUAUCUUUUGUACUGUGAAUUUGCAGUAGAAGAUGCAUAAUGCACUUUUCUUUUUUUUUUACUUCUGUUGGUGUGUCCUGUAAUAGUCUGUGUGCUUAUUGUGAUGAAAAUAAACUUUUUCUUUAUAAACGUU
Molecule: messenger RNA, 9849 nt
Organism: Ailuropoda melanoleuca (giant panda)
Lineage: Eukaryota; Metazoa; Chordata; Mammalia; Carnivora; Ursidae
Gene: SSH1
Product: slingshot protein phosphatase 1
Exons: 17
Coding region: 1729-4953 (1074 amino acids)
Biological process (GO): protein dephosphorylation; negative regulation of actin filament polymerization
Molecular function (GO): phosphatase activity; actin binding
Source: RefSeq, a predicted model, not a curated record